AUGAGCAAAAUAAAACAAUCCCUCGCCGGAAUCUCAAACUCCGGCAACAACAACAAAAAACUCAUCCUCACCCUUUUCACAUCGGUUCUCAUUAUAACCGCCAUUGUAGCAAUUGUCGCAACAACAACGGCCACCAAAAACUCAAACAAAACCAACAAAAUCACUUCAUCGUCUCUCUCACUCUCUCACCAUUCUCACACCAUUAUCAAAUCCGCUUGCACCACCACACUCUACCCUGAGCUUUGUUUCUCCGCCAUUUCCUCUGAACCAAACAUAACUCACAAAAUCACCAACCACAAAGACGUUAUCUCAGUCUCUCUCAACAUCACAAAAAGAGCAGUCGAACAUAACUUCUUCACCGUGGAGAACCUUCUCAAGCUGAAAAACCUCACCGAAAGAGAGAAAACCGCUCUUCAUGAUUGUUUAGAAACCAUUGAUGAAACACUAGAUGAACUCAAAGAAGCUGAGGAAGAUCUUGUGUUAUAUCCAGCUAAAAAGACAGUCUAUCAACACGCUGAUGAUCUGAAAACUCUCAUAAGCGCCGCCAUUACCAACCAGGUAACUUGCUUGGACGGUUUCUCUCACGACGGUGCUGAUAAGCGAGUGAGGAAGGUUCUAGAAGAAGGACAAGUCCACGUGGAGCAUAUGUGUAGUAAUGCAUUAGCCAUGACGAAGAACAUGACGGAUACAGACAUAGCAGAAUUUGAACAGAAUAACACGGUGUUGAAAAGUGAAAGAAACGGUAGAAAAUUAUUGGAGGAGGAGAAUGGAGUGAAGUGGCCGGAGUGGAUAUCGGCGGGGGAUAGGAGGCUGCUUCAAGGAGGAGCCGUGAAGGCGGAUGUGGUGGUCGCGGCGGAUGGGAGUGGGAACUUUAAGACGGUGUCGGAGGCGGUGGCGGCUGCUCCUUUGAAAAGUAGUAAGAGAUAUGUUAUAAAGAUAAAAAGUGGGGUGUAUAAAGAAAACGUGGAGGUGCCAAAGAAGAAGAUAAAUAUAAUGUUUUUGGGAGAUGGUAAAACUACUACUAUUAUUAGUGGUGACAGAAAUGUUGUUGAUGGAAGCACUACUUUUCACUCUGCUACUGUCGCCAUAGUAGGAGCAAAUUUUCUAGCAAGAGACAUAACAUUCCAAAACACAGCCGGUCCAGCAAAGCACCAAGCAGUGGCCCUAAGAGUUGGUGCAGACCUCUCAGCCUUCUACAACUGCGACAUCAUAGCAUACCAAGACACACUCUAUGUCCACAACAACAGACAAUUCUUCGUCAACUGUUUCAUCUCCGGAACGGUCGACUUCAUCUUCGGCAACGCGGCGGUCGUCUUCCAAAACUGCGACAUUCAUGCAAGACGUCCAAACUCAGGACAGAAAAACAUGGUGACUGCACAAGGAAGGGUUGAUCCCAACCAAAACACUGGAAUAGUGAUACAAAAAUGUAGGAUAGGUGCAACUAAAGAUUUGGAGGGUGUGAAGAGUAGUUUUCCUACUUAUCUUGGAAGGCCUUGGAAGGAGUAUUCAAGAACAGUGAUUAUGCAAAGUGUUAUUGGUGAUGUUAUUGAACCUGUUGGAUGGCAUGAAUGGAAUGGGAAUUUUGCUUUGGAUACUUUGGUUUAUAGGGAAUAUUUGAAUACUGGUCCUGGUUCUGGGACUUCUAAGAGGGUCACAUGGAAAGGGUUUAAGGUUAUUAGUAAUGUUGCUGAGGCACAAAGUUUUACUGCUGGGAAUUUUAUUGGUGGGUCUAGUUGGUUGGGCUCAACUGGAUUUCCUUUCUCUCUUGGGCUUUAA
Messenger RNA from Lathyrus sativus (Indian pea), 1776 nucleotides. The record is from the annotation of a GenBank genome assembly. NCBI's taxonomy places the organism in Eukaryota, Viridiplantae, Streptophyta, Magnoliopsida, Fabales, Fabaceae.